AUGCCUAGUUAUCCAUCUUUUGAGGAUUCAAUUAUAAAAUCCAGUACUCAAUCAUUGAGUGGAUCGGCCAAUGUGUCCGCCACAAACUCUGGGUCGGACUCCCCAGGUGAAUAUUCUGAACUGAGGUCGCUAAACGUUCCACAGUCUUUAGAUGUCAAAAGACAGUUGUCACAGUCGUUUCAAACAGGCAGCUCCCAUGGUGGAAGUGCUGGCAUUUCAAAGCCACAUUCAAGAAAGAAUUCAUUAAUGCCCAUGAAAUCUAAUAGUGACGACGAAGAUGACGACAAAGAUGGACAAGGGAAUGAACGUAAACGCAGAGAUAAUAUUAACGAUAAAAUCCAGGAACUAUUAACUUUAAUACCUUCAGAAUACUUUCAAGAAGUUCCAUCAAACACACAAGUAGCUAACCCUAACGAUAACGAUGCAGCUAUAGCUGCAGCGGUGAAGAACUCAGGUACAAAAGAUGGAAAACCAAACAAGGGUCAAAUAUUGACAAAGUCAGUAGAAUACUUACAAUAUCUUCAAAACAUAAUUGAUGAAAACAAUAGGAAAGAGGUAGAGUUGAGGAUGAGGCUUAAGACGUCACAACUCAAGCUUCAAAAUAAACAGGCAACACCAGACCAACUUAACAUUGAUCAUACUAGUGCCGAAAAAGCACUUGGUAAAAUUGGCGUGGGGCCAUUGUCUGACGAAUAUUUCAAAGAAAUACUUAUCAGCAGCACAAAUGGAAAGCAGAGAAGAGGGAGUUCAAGUGACUCUUAA
Messenger RNA from Priceomyces carsonii, 762 nucleotides. It is a transcript of the gene RTG1, whose product is annotated as Rtg1p. The transcript has a single exon. NCBI's taxonomy places the organism in Eukaryota, Fungi, Ascomycota, Pichiomycetes, Serinales, Debaryomycetaceae. Gene Ontology annotation, biological process: regulation of transcription by RNA polymerase II. The record is from RefSeq and is a predicted model, not a curated record. Gene Ontology annotation, molecular function: DNA-binding transcription factor activity, RNA polymerase II-specific; RNA polymerase II cis-regulatory region sequence-specific DNA binding; protein dimerization activity. Bases 1 to 762 code for a protein of 253 amino acids. Gene Ontology annotation, cellular component: nucleus.